Solea solea (common sole) is the source of this 1186-nucleotide messenger RNA. Its product is annotated as apolipoprotein A-I-like. Gene Ontology annotation, molecular function: lipid binding. The transcript has 4 exons. The record is from RefSeq and is a predicted model, not a curated record. NCBI's taxonomy places the organism in Eukaryota, Metazoa, Chordata, Actinopteri, Pleuronectiformes, Soleidae. Gene Ontology annotation, cellular component: extracellular region. Bases 56 to 850 code for a protein of 264 amino acids. Gene Ontology annotation, biological process: lipid transport; lipoprotein metabolic process.
GCCUCCUCUUGCUGGAGUUAUUCAGUCUUGUCACCAGCUCCACCAGACCUCCACCAUGAAAUUCGUGGCUCUAGCCCUCACCCUCCUGCUGGCCGUCGGCUCUCAGGCUGCUACCCUGCAGGCUGAUGUUCCGAAUACUCUGCAGCAUGUUCGCUCUGCUCUCGAUAUCUACCUGAAACAGGUGAAAGACACUGCAGACAAGGCUGUGGGCCAGCUCGAUGACGCUGAGUACAAGGACCUCAAGGUCGUCCUGCACCAGCGCCUGAAUGAGAUGGUCAGUCAGAUCGAGGCUUUGCGCGGUGCCGUCUCUCCCGUCACAGACAGCGUGGUCUCCACCAUCUCUGAUGCUACCGUUGACCUCCGUACAUCUAUCAUGACUGAUAUUGAAACGCUGAAGGCUGACAUUGAGGUUAAUCGUGCCAAACUGGACGAAGUUGUCAGAAAACACAUUGACGAGUACCAUGUGCUCUUGAAGCCCAUCAUCGAAGAGUACAAGGACAGGCACGCCGUUGAGAUGGAAGCCAUGAAGCUAAAGAUCGAGCCCGUGGUCAAGUCCCUCCGCGAAAAGAUUGCUGUCAACGUGGAGGAGACCAAGAACACCCUGGAGCCCAUUGUGGAGUCUGUGCGUGCCAAGCUCACUGAGCGUCUGGAGGGUCUGAAGGACCUGGUCGAGCCCUAUGUGGAUGAAUACAAAGAGCAGGUGAAAACGGUCUAUGCACAGGCACAAUCCAUCAACGCUGAACAGCUCCAGAGUGUGAAGGACAAGAUUCAGCCUUUAACUGACGAUAUCAAACUCAAGCUACAGGCUGUCUUUGGCAUCUUGGCAGAGACCUUCGCCGCCAAGGAAUAAGUCAUCUCCAAACUUCAUGUUUCUCUCCAUUUCCUCUGUCAACACCAAUGCCUGAGUGAUGCACGUCACUGCAGCAGAAACAAACGAGCGGACUCCCGUCCUCCUCUCUCCAAAACAAACACCCUCUUUUAGGUGCGCAUGCUCAAGCACAUGCAAGCAAAAACAAAGACAGACACAUGCUUUGCUCUCCACGUAUGCCAAAGCCAGCUGCUUCCACUGAGCGCUGGAAUCGUACGUGAAUGUUCACAAACUGCAGAGCUUGUGUGUCGUGUACUUGUUUGAUGGAAACUGUGUUUUGACAAAAUUCACCUAAAUAAACAUGGUAUUCAUAUACAA